AUGGUGGCCGCGGCCACCAUCGCAUUCGGGCUUUGGUUCCUGACGAUGCGAUUUCAGGACUUUGGGGCGCGGUGGAAGCAAGCUGUCGAGAUCAUUUCUCAUGACGAUGUCAUCGAGUCAAACUAUGCACAGCCAUCAACAGCGGCAAGUGAAACUUCAUCAGAAAAGGAAGCCAAGCCAUCAAAUGUCUACAUGUCAUCCGACGACGUGGAGAGAUACGUGGGCUCGAUUCUCGAAUUCGGAAACGAUGUGGCAAUAAAUCGAACUGUCUGCCCAUCAGAGAUUUCUUAUCGGUACAGUCAAUUGAGUUCCAUGCACGGAGGCAACGGCAAAAUAAAAUAUUUCUUCGCAUUGGAUCUAUACCAAUCAGCCGGAAUCAUCUCUCGACUCAUGAGCAGUAUCGUGGAAACGAUGCGAUUCCUUGGACCAGAGAACUGCGCUAUCUCUGUCGUCGAAGGCCGAUCCGAAGACGGGACAUACGAGAUCCUGGCUGCAUUGAAAGAGCGCAUCGAUGCGAUGGGCGGGCAUUUUUUCCUAUCAUCCAGCGACAUUAAUCCAAAGGCGGGCAAGGACGUAGACCGUGUCCAGGCAUUGGCCAAACUACGAAAUAUGGCGCUCCUUCCAUUGAAGUCCGUGACCUCGUCGGGAUCGAGCGAUAAACUGGGAGAAAUGUACUCGUCGGAUGCAGUUAUCAUCUUCGUGAAUGAUAUCGUGGUGUGCCCGGAAGAUAUCCUUGAAUUGGUGUUCCAGCACGCCAACCAGGAGGCACAUAUGACCUGUGCGUUUGAUUGGAUCUUUAACGGCACAACGUUCUAUGAUGUUUGGGUAUCGCGCACGUUGGUUGGCGAUACGUUCUUUGAAAUCCCGCAUGAUGGCUCGUGGUCAUAUUCCAAAGAUCUCUUUUGGAGCGAUCCAGAUGGUAGGCGGCGAUACGAAGCCAAAAAGCCUUUCCAGGUAUACUCAUGCUGGGGCGGGAUGGUAACUCUGGAUGCGGCUUCGUUUGCUGAUGACACGGUCAAGUUCCGUGCCUCGGAUCCUGGCGAGUGCUACAUGGGUGAGCCGACGCUUUUGGCGAAGGAUUUGUAUCGCCAGGGUCUUGGGAAGGUUCUGGCCGUGCCUGCGGUCAAUGUCGCAUACUCUGAUGAGGAGGCUGUUGGUACCAGAGCGCUGCGAGGCUAUGUCGGUGAUCAUAUCGAUCAGUCUAGACCGAGUCUGGCUCGAGAUGAGACUGUUCAAUGGCAGUCUGCGCCUCCGGCUAUGGUCAAGUGUCUUCCCAAUUUUAAUCAGCCGAGCUGGACUUCCCCGGUUUGA
Penicillium waksmanii is the source of this 1311-nucleotide messenger RNA. RefSeq names its product glycosyltransferase family 69 protein. The transcript has 2 exons. The record is from RefSeq and is a predicted model, not a curated record. The coding region runs from base 1 to 1311 and encodes 436 amino acids. NCBI's taxonomy places the organism in Eukaryota, Fungi, Ascomycota, Eurotiomycetes, Eurotiales, Aspergillaceae.